Molecule: messenger RNA, 6041 nt
Organism: Cyprinodon tularosa
Lineage: Eukaryota; Metazoa; Chordata; Actinopteri; Cyprinodontiformes; Cyprinodontidae
Gene: pde3b
Product: phosphodiesterase 3B
Exons: 16
Coding region: 151-3450 (1099 amino acids)
Biological process (GO): signal transduction
Cellular component (GO): membrane
Molecular function (GO): 3',5'-cyclic-AMP phosphodiesterase activity; protein kinase B binding
Source: RefSeq, a predicted model, not a curated record
CAUCUCACCUUCUUUCUUUAGUCCAAGUGCUGGAGCACGUUAGAGUGACCAUGGAGCGCGUUUGCUGUCAUGUAGUUCAGCGUUAAUAAGCCGUGAAUAGUUGUAAACGGGGCGCCUUUGAGGAGAAACAAGAAACGGGACUUCGAAGCCAUGGCCGCACGGGAAGAAGGAGAGGUUUUGCAGGGGAAACUAAGGCACCACGACGGGGCUGGAAGUGUAAACAGCUCUGAGAGCUUCAGGAACGGCUAUGUGAAGAGCUGCGUCACCCCCCUUAAACAGGACCAUCAGAGGGGGUUUUUGUUCAGCGUGUGCAGGUUUUGUAAUGAAGACGUCCUCAAUUCCAAACUGUUAAAGGUGUCCGCUCUGUACGUGGGCGCCUUUAUUGUUUUCGCCGUAUCUUUUCUCAUUUCCAGGAGCUUGCAAAGUGACUCGCUGUGGGAUUUGCGGACUUUUUUGCUGGGCUUGUCCCAGUCCAUCAGUCCUCUGUUCAGCAUAGGAUGCGCCUUCUUUUUACUCACCUUCUACCUGAGGAGGAAGAAGAAGCAGAGCAGCAGAUCGUGGCUCUUGUCACUGCCAGCUUCGUGCUACCUCGGGGAUUUUCUGGUUCUGCGGUUCCUGCAGUGGGGAGAGGAGCAGCACCAGAUGCAAAUGGUGGGCAGGUUGUUGUUUGUGUUGGGAUGCGUGGGUCUGCUCACACUCAUCCCCACGCUCAGACUCAAGCAGAGCGUCCUGGUCCUGGUGUUCGCCAGCGUGGUGUGGCUGCUCUCCCUGACAAGUUUGAGCGGUGUGCCCGCGCUGCUCAGACCGCUCCUGGCCUGCUUGGCGGGGGUCUCCGGCUCCCUGGUGGGGAUCUCCUUUGACCGCUAUUACCAAAGCAGGGAAGCGCUGGCUGGGAUUUCCAGCGCGGAGGAGAAGGUCCCAGUCAUCAGACCCAGGAGAAGAUCCAGCUGUGUUUCACUGGGAGAAACCUCAACCAGCUACUAUGGCAGCUGCAAAAUGCCCCGCAGACCCUCACUGCCAUGCAUAUCUAGAGAGCAGAUGAUCUUGUGGGACUGGGAUCUGAAACACUGGUACAAACCACAGUAUCAGGGUGCAGUGAGUGGCAAUGGCGUGGAUCUGUCAGUCAUCAACGAGGCCAGGAACUUGGUGUCAGAGCUUCUGAUGGACUCCUCACUUUCGCCAAACACAGCCGCCACUCUACGCAGCAUCUCAAGCCUGAUGGGGACCUUUUCAGGCUCAUGUCGCCCCAGGGUCAACCCCUUCACGCCCUUCCCGGGAUUCUACUCUGUAGAGUCAGAGGACUCUGCAGAGAGGAGCGACAGGAAAAGUGUAAAGGGUUUGAGCAGCAGAAACAGCCUCCCCACCCCUCAGCCCAGGCGGAGUUCGACCUCCUCCACAUCCUCUGCACUCCCUUCGCUGGACUCAACCUCUUCUCGCUGGGAGCGCAACAAUGGAAAGAGACCCCACUGUGACCUCAGUUUGACCAGCUCAGCUCUGACUAACGGUCCCAAUGCAAACCUCCUCACCAUUCCAAAACAGAGAUCCUCCUCUGUUACCCUAACAUACCAUGCUGGGCCAAGAAGAACAGGCACCUCUCCAAGCCUUAGCCCAGUCACCUCGCCAAGCCAUAGCCCUCCGACGCUAAGUACAGGUUCCUCAUCGACCGUCAGUCCUCGGUUGCCUGUGGAGUUUCCAGACACAGCCGACUUUUUGACAAAACCCAGUGUCAAUCUGAACCUCCACAAGCCCUUGGUCCACACAGUCAGCUCCACUGAUUUCCAACAGUCAUUUCGUAGCUCUGCCUUCUCUCUUUGCACCAGCUGUGGUCGGCAGAUGCUCAAGGGAAUUUCCAGCAGUGAGUCGGGGGACUCACAUCAGCUGUUCACCAGUGAGGCUCAACGGAGGCGCUCAGUGGCAGAAGGGCUGGAUUAUGUAGGAGGGGAUUCUAUCAGGGAAGAGCCGGACGUGUCUGGAGAUGGGAAGCCAGAUGCUGAAGGAAAACAAGGAGUGGCAGAGGAGGAAAGGGAGAAGAUCCUUACUGCAGAGCUACAGACUCACAAAUCAGACGGUGAACAGGAGUUCAGGCUUGAUCCCAUGCUGGAGGACCAUGAGGGUCUCAUGGAAAAGAUGGACACCUGGAACUUCCAGAUUUUUGACCUUGUAGACAGAACUGGAGGGAAAACCGGAAGAAUCCUCAGCUACGUGACAUACACAUUGUUCCAGGACAUGUGUCUGUUCGAGAUCUUCAAGAUCCCUGUAAAGGAGUUCAUGUCCUACUUCUUUGCUCUGGAAAGUGGCUAUAGAGACAUUCCCUACCAUAACCGGGUACAUGCUACAGAUGUGCUCCAUGCUGUUUGGUACCUGACCACUCGACCAAUCCCUGGAUUUCAGCAGAUACACAGUGAGCAUGUGACGGGAAGUGACACAGACUCAGACAGUGGAAUCUCCCCAGGCAGAAUAUCUUACGCCACGUCCAAGAGCUCCUCAAUUUCAGAUGACAGCUAUGGCUGCCUGGCCUGGAAUAUACCUGCCCUGGAGCUCAUGGCCCUUUAUGUAGCAGCUGCAAUGCACGACUAUGACCAUCCUGGUCGUACAAAUGCCUUUUUAAUUGCCACUAAUGCACCUCAGGCAGUGCUGUACAAUGACCGCUCAGUCUUAGAGAACCACCAUGCUGCAUCAGCCUGGAGCCUCUACCUGUCCCAGCCCGAGUACAACUUCCUGGCCAACUUAGAUCACGUUGAAUUCAAGCGUUUCCGCUUCCUUGUCAUUGAGGCAAUACUUGCCACAGACCUCAAGAAGCACUUUGACUUUCUUGCUGAGUUCAAUUCCAAGGUAAACGAUGUGAGCAGUCCAGGAAUUGAUUGGACCAAUGAGAACGACAGACUUCUGGUUUGCCAAGUUUGUAUCAAGCUGGCAGACAUCAAUGGACCGGCCAAAGUCCGAGACCUUCACCUCAAAUGGACAGAAGGCAUUGUAAACGAGUUUUAUGAGCAGGGAGAUGAAGAGGCAAAAUUGGGAUUACCCAUCAGCCCCUUUAUGGACCGCUCUGCACCACAGCUGGCCAAGCUGCAGGAGUCCUUCAUCACCCAUAUUGUAGGACCACUAUGUAAUUCCUACGAUGCUGCCGGUCUGCUUCCUGGCCACUGGGUUAAUGGAUCAGAUUCAGAUGAAGAUGAUGAUGAAGCACAGGAAGACACAGAUGAAGAAGCAGAUGAAGAGGAUGAUCUAGAAGUUGAUCUGGGAACAGGAAGGACAAAAGGUCGGCGAAGGUUGUUCAGCUGCAUCAUGCAGCACCUGUCAGAGAAUCACAAGGUUUGGAAGAAGAUCAUUGAGGAGGAGGACAAGAGUAAAGAGCUUGGCAAACAGAUGCAGCCAGAAUGCUUACCCACCUCUACAUCAGAUGACAUCCAGGUUAUCCAGGAGGAGGAGGAGGGGGAGGAGCGUCAGUAACGGGGGGGCAAAGUUAAUGUGCCGAGAGCUGCACAAAAAAGAAAAGGAGAAGCUGUGGAAGGACGUUCUUCAACCAUCUGCCUUUUAUUGACACAAAGACUGACAGUCAAUAAAUGCACAUCAAAUAUACUUUGUUCCUGCUCUAUCCUGAACAUACACAUUAAAAGAUUCACUGUGCAGACACUUAGAUAUUAAAGCAGUCUCCUCGUUUUCAGAAUCAAAAAGGCCUUACUACUGUGAGCGGAUCCUUACUGCAACGGUAGGGGCCCAACCCCUAUGCACUUUCAUCCCAUGGAGAGUCAAGUGCAAAUAGACAUUAAAGCACCAGGACCAAGGAUAAAGGUGCAGAAGAGACUGUGGAGGGGGGGGUCCAGCAUCGACUUUUCCUCCAUGGUGAAUUGGCUGUGUUGCUGCCUUGAAUGCAAAGCGCUUAACACUUAACACCUCCUUUAGGUACAAAAUAGUUCCUGUUUAUUUAUAGAUAAAAUGAAAGGUAGAGGAAAAGUACUAAAGUAGGUGGUAUCCUCAGCCCUUACCAAAGUGAACAGUCCAACUAUGGAAAGACAAGAGACUGAAAAUGUUUCAGCCUCAGUGUCAAGUAUAUUUUAAUAAAUAUAUAUAUAUAUAUAUAUAUAUAUAUAUAUAUAUAAGCUACUGUGCCUGUUUGAAAAUUUACUAAGUCCAUGUUGGCCUAGAGUUUUGGCUUGAAAAGUUUCCUCUCCUUGCUGGUGACACGAAACACUGUAUCAGACUCAGUCACAGAGACGUUAUAAAAAUGUUGACUGAUUAAUAGCAUUAUAUCUGCAUCGUUUUUGAUGCUUUUAUUCAAGUGUACCACCCUAAUACCCUCACCCCCCUUUAACUCUCUGUUCUUUGGUUUGUUUUGAAUGUUGACUAUUUCUGACCAGAAUGUGACAGAGAGAAUGAGCAGGGAGAAAGAGAGCACAUUUUUAAAACAUUUUAGUGUGUCUUUGUGUGUCAUUUUAGCAAUGUUUGAUUUGAGAUCAGUAAAAUGUCCUCUAGUGUUUGAUGUGUUGCAUUCAGAUCAGGAGUGCUGAUUCAAUGAACGGAUUCUACAUGUUCCUUUUAUUUUUUUGAUUAGAAGUAUUUUUUUAAAGGUUACUCAGGAUUCAUGCAGAGUUGAUUUAUUAUUUUUGCAAGAAUGUUUUGUCAUUCUUAUGAAAUACACUUUAAAAACUAAAGAAAUUUAAAAAAUCGGGUGAUUGAAGUAGUCUGAAAUCUCUUAAUGAACAACUUGACCACAAAGAAAUUGAAGCAGAUGGAAUAUUCUCUGGUAGAGACAUGCCUUAUGUGCAUUCUCUUGGUAUAAUUUAUACACUGUUUGCAAAAUCCUUUUACAACCUCACUGAAGAAAGUUAAUCCCGAUUGUUAAUAGACUGCAAAUAUCUUUUCUGCAGCAACAUCAAUUCUGCAGUUUUCAAGUAAUAUGUUUGCUUCUAUUUUGACAUUAAAGAGGUUAGCAGGUUUUUAAAAAAAACUAAUAGUUGUUCCUCUUUUUAGAGACUUCUAUUCAAACCCACCACUCAGUCAGUGUGUGAAGAAGGGAUGCCGGGUUUUAUUUCUCUUUGGUUUUGUUUAUAUACACACGCAUAUAUAGUGUGAGUUGUCACAAGACAAGUUCAAGACAUUAUAGUUCUCCAUUUGUAUUUUUUAUUUCUGUCUCAACUCUUGGCAUUCCACUUAAGAUAUUUUAUCAAAGGGAAGGCAGAAUUGUUACUUUAGGUUGGUCUUUUAUCACCUUAUUAACUCAUAAUCCCUGCAGAAAAUGUUAAACAAGCGGUGUAUGCUGAGUAAUAUUUAAUGACAGAAAAUAAAUACUGUUGUGCACAUUUUAAUACCAAACAAGUGUUCAGCCACUGUACAAAAGAGUAUGUGCAUAUAAAUAUAUAUUUUUGAAAUAAUCAAAUGAAUGCAUCUGUUUUCUACACACAGCUGACAUGUGCAUCAUGUAAUUAUGACGUCCUUGUGUUUCCAGAGUGUUUUUCUUUUUCCAGAUGUCAAACUGUGCAAGGGGGGAGAUUUUACUUUCCACUUACUUCUAGCCUCAAUAUUUCCUCCCUGUACUCAACCAUAACCACUCUUGUCCUCUCCAUUAGCUCUCACACUGUUCAAUCACUUGAUCCAACCAGUGCCAAACAUUACCUGCCUUCUGUUUUUUUGUGGGCUGUGAUGUGCUGAUCUUUAACUUUUCUCCCGGCUGCCGUUCGUGCAAGAGCAGCACAUUCGAUUCGAAUCCAAGUGGUAGGGAUGAAGGCAAGAUUUCUGGCUAGACUAUCUUUAUUUUUUCCCAUGUGGACCAGAGCUGGAUCAUAAAGCCAUUGUAGCUCCUGACCUGACAUUCUGGCUCAUUAAGUCAUAAAUGGUUGUUGGCUUUUCAGUGUGCAGUCUUUCAAACCACAGAGUCCUACGUGAUUGUGCCAUGAUUACAUCUAUGAACAGUUGUUACGCUUAUAGAGCAUCCGUAUACCUACGUUUGUCUAAUGUAACCAUUCACCCAUAUCUUAAAUGUGGGACAGCCUAUUUUUGUUGUUAUUUAUAGAUGCCAUAAAACACCAUCCCUAAAGUAUCAA